AUGGCUACUUCUGUGUUGGCCUCCCUUGCGGCUUUUGUAUACCUUCAGGCGCCUCUGUCGGCCGCCAGCAGCCACCAUGGACUCCGACACAGGUCGCUCGGCCACUCGAGCGCCCCCAAGAUGUGCUCGGCCAGCAGCGCUGAGGUCGUGAACAACUCUACUGAGAUCUUCCCCUACCAGACCUUCCACUCGUUCACUGGUACCCCGCCGCGGCUCAACAUCACCGCCAAUGGUGAGGAGCUCGCCGAGGGCCUCAUCUUCUUCGGACCCAAUACCGAGUCCGGCGCUGGCAAGCCCAAGGAGGUCACCAACUUCAUCAUGACCGACACUGGUGACCUGGUUUACGCUCACCCACCGACCAGGGCCCCAACCGACUUCAAGGCGCAGACGCUGAAUGGAAAGCCGGUCGUCACAUACUACACCCCGGUUGGCACCCAGCCUUUUGUCGGCAUUGGCUGGGGUAACGUCCAUAUCCUGGACGACACCUAUAAGGAGAUCCACACCGUCUGCCCCAAGUUGAACCUGCACAAGGGCGACGGAACUAUCGCCGAGUGCGGUUCUGAUCUCCACGAGCACUACAUCACUGAGGACAACACCCUCUUGACCACUGCUUUCAAUGUUACCCAGUACGAUUUGACUCCUCUGGGUGGAACUGCCGAUGACUGGAUCCUCAACGCUAUUGUGCUUGAGCUCGAUAUCGAAUCCGGCGAAGUCCUCUGGCAGUGGAGCCUCAUCGACCAUAUCCCUAUCUUGCAAUCCCACGCUGGUGUUCCGAAGAACGGCGUCAAGCAGACUGGUGCCAUUGACCUCUACCACAUGAACUCGAUUCAGUCGAUUGGCGACUACAUUUUCAUUAACUGCCGACACACCUGGUCCUCGUACUUGAUCAACCGCAAGACUGGUGAAAUCGAAUGGACUAUUGAUGGCGAGACUGGAGGAGACUUUGGUAAACUCCCAGAGAACGGCACCUUUGUCAGUACUACCCGUCAUUCCCAAAGUGUUAUACAUACUGACCGUAUCUGUAUACAGUCAUGGGAGCACCACGGCCGUCUUCAUAACAUGACCGAGAGCUCCGUGGUCCUGUCGUACUUUGCUAACAACAACAAUGCCGCAACCAAGGAGGCUGUCUCCAAGGGCAUCGUUUUGGAACUGACCCUACCUCCCAACCCUGACUCGCCCCCCAAGCUUCUUGCCGACCUCUACGAUGCCACUGACCUCCAAAACGCCUGGGCCGAAGGUUCUACGGACAUACUCAGCAACGGCAACUACUUCAUGGGCUACGGAUCCGCGUCUGUUAUCAAGGAGUACGGACCCGGCGCCGCCAACGGCCAAGAUGUGCGCUGGACCGGCCUCUUCGACGCCAUCGGUGGUGGUGACAGCUACCGCGCUUUCAAGCAGGUCUGGCACGCAACCCCCGCGUCACCGCCUAGCCUGGUUAUUUCUAGUGGCAACAUUCCCGAGUCGCUGUCCAAGUGCACCAACUCAUCGGAUUCCGCGCUUGCCUACGUGAGCUGGAAUGGUGCCACUGAUGUGACUUCGUACGAUGUCUACGCUGGCUCGUCCGAGGACGACCUGGAGCUCAUCGGCACCGUUGACAAGCAGGGUUUCGAGACUGUCUUCCCUAUCCACUCCACCUACGCUGCCGUGAUGGUGAGCGCUUUGGACCGUAACUCGUCUGUCGUGAAGAUCAACUAG
Molecule: messenger RNA, 1695 nt
Organism: Talaromyces rugulosus
Lineage: Eukaryota; Fungi; Ascomycota; Eurotiomycetes; Eurotiales; Trichocomaceae
Exons: 1
Coding region: 1-1695 (564 amino acids)
Source: RefSeq, a predicted model, not a curated record